AGCUUAAAUGUUCGUCGGACUUUACGCGUUUCAGGCGGAGUUCGGAUCUUAAAACAUUUGGCACAACUUUCCUCACCACUCCACUUCUUCGUUCACAUAUUUGAACCGCUUUGGAGGAGUAACAACUCGUGGAAUAUCUAGAUUUUCGGCUCGUUUUUUUGCCAGUCUUAAUUACACACAGCAUUUUAACAGCCACCCUACCUCCUCACAGUGGAAGCGCUCCCGGACAGGAGAGACAAGUUUUCUGGUUACUUUCCAUUUUUUUCCUCGUCGGAUUUUUGGUUUCUGAGGCGCACAUGCGAUGUCACGGACUAGAAGGAAGAAAUGUGCGUGAUUAGUUCUGCUGUUGACGUGCGAAAGUGUGUUUUGUUUUUAUUUUUCUAAACCAGUUGAGCAACUGGCGACAGGACUCUAUAAUCAAUGUGGUGUCAGCUGGAAGGACGCGGGGUCCGGAUCUCACCUAAACGCUGAUACGUCUUGGGAGUGAUGCACUGGCUUCCCCUGGUUGCCAUGGUGAUCGCCUCGGCCCUGCCCUUCCCUCACAACCCCGUGUCCAGGAUUGCUGCCGCGACCACAGAGCCUGGCUUCAAUGAGCGCAGAGAGCACCAUCAGGACGCAGCGGCUCCCCCCGUGGACUACGGCUUCAAUGGAAGUGCCUCACAAUCGGACUACAACAUGGCUGCCGCUCUUAGCCGACACGCCAGCAGACAGGAUCUCCAGAACCCUGAAGAUUUUGUAAAAGAGACUUCCACGUUCAAAGUGGAGCAUCAAGGAACCUACCAGUCACAAAGCAACUCAGGCGGCGAUGGUACAAGCAGUUUGGAUGUUCCCGCAGGAGGAGGAACACUCAGGACCGAGGAUAUAUCCGAGGAUCAUUCUCUACCAAAGGACUACAAAUCUGACAGCAGCAGCAAAGAUUACUCCAGUUUUGUGGAUGUUUCCAAGAAGGAGAACUUUCAGGACUCUACAGCGAGACCACUCCAAGUUUCUGCAGUAGAAAACCAAGAUAUUGCUACUCCUGCUGCUGCACUGAAGGUUCAGAAAGCUCCAACUGCUCCGUCACAGCAGUUUGGAGAUGCAGCAGACAUCCAGCGGACACUGGAAGGAGGUCUGGCUGAGGAGAGCCUGGAGGCAGGGCCAGGUCUGGACGGCUUCCGAGAAGGAGAUGAGAUGUUUCUGGACGCUCACCCUCGAGUCCUGUUCUCGCCGUCCCCGACGCCUCCGAAGCACCCACCUCUCCUGCUGAUGUUGGAGAGCGGCCUGCUGGAGGAGGACGGUGAGGACCAGGAGGACACGGACGGACACAUUGAGGGUCACGGCGACCGAGCCAUUGACCGGAGCACGAUGCCGAGCUACACAGAUGUCAUUCGGCCCGUUAAAAGGAACAAACGCUCGCAUUUAAACGACUGGAGGAGAGGCGAGAAAUCAGUGUGCGAGUCGGAGAACGUUUGGGUAACCGACAAAAAGACCGCCAUCGACUCCCAUGGAAAGACGGUCACCAUCUUGCAGGAAAUCCAGACUCAGGCUGGACCCCUCAAACAGUAUUUCUUUGAGACUCGCUGCCGCAAGGCCGAGCAGCCGAGCGGUGCUGGCAGGUCAAAGGGCGCGGGGGGGAAGUCCACGGAGACGGGCGUGGCCGGAGCCGGCUGCCUGGGCGUGGAUAAGAAACAGUGGAGGAGCGAGUGCAAAGCCAGGGAGUCGUUUGUGCGAGCUCUCACCAAAGAUGCAAACAACAGAACUGGCUGGAGGUGGAUCCGGAUCGACUCGUCUUGCGUCUGCGUGCUGCUGUCCAGAGCGAACCAGCCGGUGGGGAGGGAGAUCCUGAUGGGGAGGGGGAGGGGCUGAACGAGGGAGGAGGGGGGACGGCAGGAAGUAGAAAAUGACACAGAGCAGAGCAGCUGUGACAUCCUUCUGUGUUCACUUUGACUCUCGCUGCAUUAACUUUUUCCAUCGCUGCCUCCCUCCACCAUGACUUUUACUAAAAACAAACAAGACGACCUCAAUACUAGAUCUUAGGGAAAAAAUGUCAUAUAUAGAGAUUUGACUUUUAAGAAGUACUGUUUUUUAUGAUUUAUCUUUCAUAAUCUAAGUUAUUUUUGGUUAGUAUGUAAGCAUGUGUCUUUGAUAUUAAUAUAUUCCUUUAUCUAUAUGUGUACAAUAUGACACCAGUAUACCUUUAUGUAUGAAUCUAUGUAUAUCUGUGUGUAUUUAUAGAGUAAGUCUUCAUGGAGUAGUAGGUCUCUCCAGUGUCUGAUGAUAAUUCCAGCCUCUGGGCUGCUUGGCUUGUAAGAGGAAGCAGCCGCCACCUACUGAGGCUUCAUGUUACUGCUUCAAACUGUGGAUUACCGUGAAUGCUUCCAAACAGUGUGGGCACAUUUUAGCACAGUCAGGCCAAUGAUUUGCUGCAGGAUACAUCUGGGUCUGUGGGACUUGUUAAAUGUGGUUCAUGAAUGUAAAAACGAUGCGGUUGUAAAUGACACAAAUGACACUUAAACAACCUAAUUAUACCAUCUGCUGGUUUGUUCAGUUGGCCUGCCAAGUGUGGUAAUAAAGCAUCUUUGUACUCAG
Molecule: messenger RNA, 2568 nt
Organism: Acanthochromis polyacanthus (spiny chromis)
Lineage: Eukaryota; Metazoa; Chordata; Actinopteri; Pomacentridae
Biological process (GO): regulation of neuron differentiation; neuron projection morphogenesis; cell surface receptor protein tyrosine kinase signaling pathway
Molecular function (GO): nerve growth factor receptor binding; growth factor activity
Source: RefSeq, a predicted model, not a curated record